UGCUUGGCGUAUUAGUUUUUUGCGAGUAAUACAACUGGCCAGAUGUCGAAAGUGGGAAUAGUGACUUUUCUACUGAUGCAAGUCCUAAUCAGCUGGGGCAAACCUUUGCCCGCAGGGGUCUACGACCCGGAAGAGGCUGGUGGCUUUGUGCAAGGCGACAUGAUGUUAACGCCGGAUCAGAAAAAUAAUCUCGCAUUUGGCCCCAAGGCCAGGAAUGGCGUCAUAAAUCCUGAGAAGCGGUGGCCUCAGAACUUGGUGGUCUACAGAAUUUCCGAUGACUUCGAUAAUUCGCACAAAAAAGCCAUCGAGACUGCCAUUGAAACGUUGAAGCAAAACACCUGCAUCAAAUUUCGAGAGGCCACUGACGCGGACACAGCGUAUCUAACGGUUACUGCAAAUCCAGGAGGUUGCUACACUGCAGUUGGUUACCGGGGAGCGCCGCAGGAAAUGAACCUUGAAGUAUAUCCACUGGGAGAAGGAUGCUUUAGGCCAGGAACUAUUCUGCACGAAUUCAUGCAUGCCCUGGGAUUCUACCAUCAGCAAAGUUCAGCCAUUCGGGACGGAUUCGUAAAUGUGGUCUACGACAACAUCGUGCCCGGCAAGGAGUUUAACUUUGAAAAGUAUUCGGACUCAGUGGUCACAGACUUUGAUCUGGGGUACGACUACGACAGCUGCCUACACUACAGACCGGGUGCCUUCUCCAUCAACGGCGAGGACACUAUAGUUCCUCUGGACUCCAGUGCUCAAAUUGGGCAACGCUUGGGUCUUAGUUCCAAGGACAUAGACAAAAUCAACAUCAUGUACAAGUGUCCUAUUUUGGUAUGAUCCGCAAUAGAUUGGCUUUCUUUACCUGUGAUAUGUUCCAAUUGUAUACAUAUAUACAUUUUCACCGACUGGAGCGAUUAGAUCGGUUUUAUAGAUCCACGCUGUCAUUGUCGGUGGUGCAUGUUCUAUAUUUAUCAAAGCGUAAAUUAAAGCAACUUACUUUUUUA
Molecule: messenger RNA, 992 nt
Organism: Drosophila ananassae
Lineage: Eukaryota; Metazoa; Arthropoda; Insecta; Diptera; Drosophilidae
Product: seminal metalloprotease 1
Exons: 1
Coding region: 43-825 (260 amino acids)
Biological process (GO): proteolysis
Molecular function (GO): zinc ion binding; metalloendopeptidase activity
Source: RefSeq, a predicted model, not a curated record